AGAAAAUGCGUUAUUCUUUUGAAAUUUAAGAAUAUUGAAGUAAGUCAUGUGUAAAAAAACGCAUUAAAUGUAAUUUUUAUUGCACUGAACACUGCAACGAGUGUCAAGUAUUGCCGUUGAUCUCUUAAUAGUUAAAUCUUAUCCAAGGUAGUUGGUAUACAAUAUCAAAGACGAAGAGAGAGAGAGAGAGAGAAAAAGAGACUGAAAGAUAGAGAAGGGAUACAAAUGUGCGUGCAUGCGCGAGAGAGAAAGAGAGAAAGCGAGUGAGAGUUUAUUUAGCAUUUCCAUAUCCAUAGUUUCCGUCGAUUCUCUUAUUUUUGUUUAAUUUUGUUUCUUCUCUCCUCGUAUCUAUCCCCUCCCGCGACAUGUUCAGGCUACUCUGUCGGAAGAAGCCAAAGAAGUAUACAACAGCUUGGUGGAGACGCCGACAAUGGAGAGCCCCGGAGACACGAACCCGUUGCGCAUGUUACGCUCUGGAUUACCUAUAGUGAGGCCUAGAAUUCGAGGAAACAAGCAUGCCACUCUAGCUCAUCCGAUGUCGUCGGAGGAUGCGUCCAGUGAACAUACUUUCCAUGUCGAGAUGCAUCAUAGCGGUGCAAAGACUCUGCCUAAGGUUCGUGCAUCUCCUCCGCUUCACACCAUCCUGUCUCUGCCACAAUCGCGCAUUCUCGAGAGACAUCACUCCACUUUGGAAAUAGAGAACAAUCAGAAUCAGAGUAAUGUCGACGAGAAUCCGAUACCCUUGCCACCCAGAGAUCGCUCCAAAACUCUUCAGCCCAAGUCCAGCUUGCCGCGACAUCAGAGGAAACAUCCCUUGAUUAUACCUGGAGGCGGUGUCACUAGAACACUGGCUAAAAUGGCAGUGACCACAUCGACUAUGGAGGAUCAAGUAGAUGGGCAUUUUACGUUACAAAACGUCAAUUCACCGAUUGCUGGGACCUCGUUACAGGAUAAUUAUUCCCCAGAAGAUUCUAUUAAUGGCCCAGAAGAAUUCGAGCAACGCAUAGAUUUUGAGCUAGCCGCGCUGGAUUCUUUACCCACCGAGGAAAGCCGAUUUCGACGAUGUAGCGUGAUUUCGGAAGAUUUAUUGGAAUUUUCGGACAAUUUAAUCGACUGUAGCGACGUAUCAGAUUUGCAUCAAAAUGUUUCGGAAACGAACAAUGAUGAGCAAUCAAGCAAUUCAUUGGUUGACAAUUUACGCAAGAAAGUUAGCGUUGAGUCAAAAUCCACGAAAAAUUCCGCGUCCAAGAUACAAGAAAAUGUAGAAGCGGAUUUAAGACGAAAUCCAACAUCAACUAAUUCUGUAAAACCGAAAGAUUGGAGUAAAAUGGAUUCCUUGCCAGCUGGAACGCAACUUCCUAUAAUACAUCAACAUACUUUACUAAACUAUACACCACAAACGAAUCACGCGUAUGCAGAAGAAAUUUCUUCCAAGUUUGAAACUGUUCAAUGCGAGGAACCAUUAAUAUAUAUUAGUUCGAACGAUGAUUUCCAUCCGACCCCUCUUUCGAAAGUCUAUCUCUUAUCUAACGAAAAGACAUCAAGUCAUGUGAGUGACUUAUCACGACAGUCGGAUCAUGUCUCUUGCGAAGAUUUGUUAGAGUUCGCCUGCGAUGGACCGAACACACGAAGAACGCGUGGACCCCACAACGGAGAACAGUCUGACGAGGUGCGAAUCAUGAUGAAAGUGCUGCACGAGCAGUCAACCCCGGAAUCCUGUAUUGCCGCAUUAAACGUCACCGAGUGGGACGUUCUGGCAGCAAUCAAACUGGAGCGGCUUCAAGGGCUUCUGAAAAAAGAAAACAAUUUCGUUGGCCUCGAAGACUGCAAAGUGAUGCUGAACCAGUGCGGUGGUGACGUCGUUAAAGCGGCCGCGCUAUUGCGAAGUACGGAAGAUACUGCCGCGGUUUAGAGUGAUUUCGACCAAUUAUCGUAAAAAGCAAUAAUUUAUAGAGAAUAUAUGAGGAUUGAUUAGAUAAUUUUAAGAUUAUACCUUUAUAUCUGAUUCUAUCUGAUUCUAUUUAUUGGUAUUGGAAACAUUUUUCUUUUCGAAAUAUCUUUUCUUUUGCAAUCUUGCAAUUUAAAAAAUAUAUUUUUUUAUUUUUCUAAGCUAAAAUAUUAAUAUUAAUAAUAUUAAUUUAAAAACAAAUUUUUAUUCUUUGAUUACUAAUAUUUAUUUUCUAUGAGUAUACAAAUUACAUUAAUAUAAAUUAUAAUAGUAUUAAUAAAACAUCUUUUUUUAUUGGAACUAUUGCUAACAUCUGGCUGACUGUAGUUAAUAGCUGGGAAAUAUGUAUUGUUCACGAAUAUACACAUGUAUAGUAUAAUUAUAAAUUUUACAGAUAGGUAAAUUUUUUUCGAGUCAUUUGCUUGUAUGCUUGUUCCUAAUAACUUCCUAACGACAAUCGCUAUUGUUAUGUCGUUAUACAAAUAUAACUCUCUUAUACAUUAUAUUUUAAUAUACAUUAUAAGAGUGCAACCAAUAUAGUAGAUCAAAUAAAAAGUAUGAUAGAUAGUUUUACACAACAGAAAGAUCUAUCUAUAAAACUAUCUAUCUAUUUAUCUGCUUAUCUAUUUAGCCGCCUAUUUAUCUAUCUAUUUAUCUAGGAAAAUACGAAAAAAAAGAAAGAACACGUGUGUCUAUUAAAACUUCUUAAUUUUAUAUAAGAGGUAUAAACUUAAAACUUUUAAAUUAAUCUUCACGUAUUUAUAAGAAAAGUAUAAAUUUUUAAAAUUAGUUCCAUUAAAGGAAAUAUUUGUACUUGACAAACUUGGCUAUAGAAAUGGAAAUAUGGGAUGGAAAUAUGUUUAGAAAAAAUCAUUUUAAUUGUUUGAAUAUGUAUAUAGGAACAUUUAGUAUGAGCUUUAAAUUUGACUGAAGAAAGAACUAAUAAUAUCAGGUUGGAUUGAGUUAUAUACAUUUUAUAUAUAUUUGCUUAACAGUAACUAAUACAAAGAGAAACAAAGAGAGUAAGAUAGAAGGAGAAAGAGAGAUCCUUGACAAAUUUUUAUAAAAUUGUCUUUAUAUGUAGAAGUGUAGAUGAAGUAAACAGAUAUGUGUGUUUUUGACAUAUGCUUUAUAUUAUCUACAAAGUUUGCAAGAUUAAACAAUAAUUAGUAUUAAUACAUCUGUCAAAUAUUAACAAGAUAAACUAGUUUUUUGUUAAACUGGAUAAGUGAAGCAAUGUCGAUUGUAUCUUUUUUACACGUGAAUGCAAUGUGAUAAUUUGCACAAUAAGGAUUAAAAAUCUAUAAUUAAAUGACAAAAAUGUAGUCAAUACAUUUUUUUAUGUGGAAAUGUUUAUAAAACUAUGUAUUAUAUAUAUUUGUGUGUGUGUGUUUGCGUGUGUGGUGAAGUUAGGGCUAUGACCAUAAAUUUUUACAGAUCUGAAUAAUGCUUAUAUAAAUUUAUUAUGAUUUAUGUUAUAAAAUAUAGAUUUAUCUACUUUU
Messenger RNA from Formica exsecta, 3450 nucleotides. RefSeq names its product activated Cdc42 kinase-like. The record is from RefSeq and is a predicted model, not a curated record. NCBI's taxonomy places the organism in Eukaryota, Metazoa, Arthropoda, Insecta, Hymenoptera, Formicidae. The coding region runs from base 431 to 1912 and encodes 493 amino acids. The transcript has 2 exons.